Messenger RNA from Asterias rubens (European starfish), 405 nucleotides. Its product is annotated as 28S ribosomal protein S36, mitochondrial-like. Bases 26 to 277 code for a protein of 83 amino acids. The record is from RefSeq and is a predicted model, not a curated record. Gene Ontology annotation, biological process: 2-oxoglutarate metabolic process. The transcript is spliced from 4 exons. Lineage: Eukaryota; Metazoa; Echinodermata; Asteroidea; Forcipulatida; Asteriidae.
CAACCUUUGACCUCCAGCAGUCAUCAUGUCGGCCGCCCGUGUUGUCAUCCAGAGGGUGCGACCCCACGUACCACUCAUCAAAUUCCGCUUUUCCAAAGCAACACCAGGGCCGGCAAUAUCAUCUUCCAAGGCUCAAUCUAAUUCCAGUACCUCAAAGGUCAGCACAAGACGAGGGGAAGGUAUCGACUUCACGAGUCUCCCAACAAAGUACAAGAGGUUACCAAUGUCAAUAGAAGAGAUGGACUGUAUUAAUAGUGGAGGGUCUGAGCUAUAUUAGUUUCAACAUCGAGGUGUUUCAUAUACCUACUUCAUCAUCUCUUACUUAUCAGCAGUCAGUAUGCGCAACACAACCAGUAUUCAACCCAGGAUGGCGUAGUUUGAGGGAAAGGAAAUGACGGGCCCAGU